Penicillium lagena is the source of this 3390-nucleotide messenger RNA. RefSeq names its product putative PHD finger domain protein. Gene Ontology annotation, biological process: regulation of transcription by RNA polymerase II. NCBI's taxonomy places the organism in Eukaryota, Fungi, Ascomycota, Eurotiomycetes, Eurotiales, Aspergillaceae. The coding region runs from base 1 to 3390 and encodes 1129 amino acids. The transcript is spliced from 2 exons. The record is from RefSeq and is a predicted model, not a curated record.
AUGGCGCCGAGCUCCCGACGCAGCCUCCCGGGCAGACUAUCCGGAAGCAAAGGUAGACCCCACUCGAAAGUCUCGCGCUCGGCGGUCGACUCCCCUGACGGCGCGCCUCCUUCGAAGAAGCGCAGAUAUGUCCCCGGUGGUCCUGGGGGAGGAGGUCGCUUCAUCGAUGUCGGCAAGACCCAAGACACUCCGAAAAAGAACAACACGCCCAGACGCCACUCUUCCAGCGCUCGUGGUCGUCCUGCUGCGCGCGAGGUCGAUCCUCAGCCUGUCCGAGCCCCUCCUCCAACCCUGCUUCCUCCACCACCACCUGUGCCGGUGCCGACAACGCCGCCCUCUGUGAUGCGUCCCAGACGAGAAAAGAAUCCAAGCCGCGCUCGCUACCCUUCGUCCACGGCCGCUGCCCUUGCGCUGCAACAGGGAGAUGGGUACAAGCCUCGCGAGGAACGUGGCUGGGAGGAGUUUCAUCCAGACUUGGAUAUUGAUUGCAAGCUGGCUGUCUUCACAUCAGUGGACGUCGAUACCCCUGCCCCCUCGGGGCCCAUGAGUCUAGAUUCUUUGGCUACGACGACGACGACCACCAGUCAAGAUGGCUCAGGGACGCCGCUGGGCCUGUCUGCUGAUAUGGCGUCUCCAAUGCCCUUUAAGCGUAGACCUGGGCGCCCUCCACGCCGUCCCGAAGCCAUAUUGAGCCAGCUCAUAGCUCAACAAGGUCCAAAAGUGAUACCGCCACCGGGCCCGAAUCCUCGAGAGAGGUUGACGCUGCCUAAGCCCUCGUUUCGACUCAAAGACCCCUUUACAUUUUAUGAAAGGAAGGGUGUCGGCACACAGAACUAUGUUGAUCGAACGAUGGCUAGUGUGGGCUAUCAGGAAAGCGAUUUGUUUGUUCGUCACGACCGACGUUUCAUCCGAAUGACCGAAGGCGCGCAAGAAGAUGACAUGGAUAUUAUUCAACCUGCCACGACAGAUGGCGAUGUCAACACCACCGUCGGGCGAGUGGAGUAUGAUAUGGAUGAGCAGGAUGAGAAGUGGCUGGAAGACUACAACCUCAAGCGAAGAGAGGAUCAACUGGAGCCCAUCAAGCCGGCGAUCUUCGAAAUCACCAUGACCAAAAUCGAGAAGGAGUGGCACGCUCUUGAAAAGCGCAUUCCUAAACCAAAUCCGAAGCCACCGCAGACGCAUCGGCCGCGCUCCAGCUCCGCAGCGGCGGUGAACGGAGAGACCGCUGGCCCGGGAGAGGAACAGGACAGCAGAUGCGCCAUUUGUGAUGACGGCGAUUGUGAGAACGCUAAUGCCAUUGUGUUCUGCGAUGGCUGCGACCUAGCCGUGCAUCAGGAAUGUUAUGGCGUUCCCUUCAUCCCGGAGGGCCAGUGGCUCUGUCGCAAGUGUCAGUUACUUGGCCGGGGCACCACCAACUGCAUCUUUUGUCCGAAUACCGAGGGCGCUUUCAAGCAGACAACAUCAUCGAAGUGGGCUCACCUUCUCUGUGCUAUCUGGAUUCCCGAGGUGUCUAUCGGAAAUCCGUCGCUUAUGGAGCCUGUGACGGACGUUGAAAAGGUGCCGCGUAGCCGCUGGAAGUUACUUUGCUACAUUUGCAAGCAAAAGAUGGGUGCCUCGAUCCAGUGCAGCAACAAGAAUUGCUUUGUUGCGUUCCAUGUUUCAUGCGCACGGCGGGCUCAACUCUACCUGAAGAUGAAGAUUGGCCAUGGACUCAUGGAUUCCCAUCUUCUGAAAGCUUACUGUGACAAGCAUGUCUCGCCAGACUGGCGACUGGAGCAUGGUACCGAUGCUGCGACCGCUGACGCGAUUGAGUACUAUCGCAACACUAUGCAAGGAAGACGAUGGGGCGACAGCCAGGCUCAGGCCCUCUCCUUGGAAACACACCCGGCUGGCGGUCACUACGAUGAAAACCAACAGGCCCUUACUCCCCGCAUCACUCUGACUGUGAGUGGUAAUAAGCGCAAGCGUCUUCAAGGGCCACCACGAACGGUCUGGAAGCUGCCGUCUGGUGCGCCUGUGAUUCCUCAGGUCGUUCUCAACGCUGUGCAGGCGACCCUUGCGCGGUUUACGGUGCGCCAAAGGAAACAGUACGCCGAGGAGGCGUGCAAGUAUUGGACUCUCAAGCGGGAAGCCCGGCGAGGAGCGGCCCUCCUCAAGAGAUUGCAGCUCCAGCUCGAGACCUUUUCGUCGAUGGAGAUGACGCGAAGAGAUUACGUCGCCAUGGGUGUUACCGGGUACAAGCGCCUGAACCGUCGCAUCGAGUUCGGCGAGAGACUGUACAAGGAUCUUGACCGACUCAGGAUGCUGUGUGAUGAGGUGAAGAAGCGCGAGAGGGAGAAGUUGAAGGAUGCCGAGAUGCUUCGAAGCAUUGUCGAUGUGGUUUAUUUCCCUAUUUUCCCAUUGCUCUGGCCGAUUUUCGAGAAAGCCCAAGGGCUCGAUAGCAAAGGUGUUUUUGCGUACGGCCUGCUGUCCAUUCGCCAGCGGCUUCAAGACCGAUUUUACCCAUCUGUCGCGACCUUCUCUGCCGACUUGGCGAACCUUUUUACAUCUGAGAUUGGCGUUCAGCCCGCUGGCGACACCGCCGAACUCCAGGCGCAGAUCAGUGGCCGUGCUCCGGAACUCAGCUUGGAACAACGUGAAAAGCGGAAGCUGGCAAAACGGAUCAUCAAAGCCAUCCAGCCUGCCUUGGAAGAUGCGAUCAGGAAGGAAAGCGAAUUGAACCGCAAACCGUUCGAGCAGGAGCUGAAGGAGCUGGACGUGAUUUUUGACCACAGCGUGAUGUCUCGCCGAGGCGAUUCCGUCGAACCGGCUGAAGGUGACACCGAGCGAAUCACAGAUGUCACAGCUGAAGAAAUGGACCUGGACCAAGUACCGGACACCAACGCUGAAUCUCAAGAGGCAGCUGGCGCGAAAGGAAAUGCAUCAGCUGAGGAACGGCCCGCCGCAGAGACUACGGAGUCGGCAGUCGAGGAGCAGGAGGAGGUACAGCCUUUCGGUGAUGAGUUGCCUGCGUCUGGGCCAUCCGGUGCUGAAGAACCCCCUGCUGCAAAUGGAGAGUCUGAGAAGAACCCCACUGUCCGACCAUACAUCGCUCCUAAGAGACUCCCGACACCACUGCUGAACGAUGAAGACCAGCAGCUGCCCUUGGCGCAGGGUGGUAUCCAAUGGUACAUGGAACCAUUUGACCCAGUCGGUACCACGAUCUACGAGGAGCGAUGGACGGGCCGAGACGUGAUGCGUGGUAUGAGCGAGGAGCUGAGCGAACUGGACGAGGACGAGCUCAACGAUUUGGUGGACGAUGUGGAUAUGGACUCGGCUGCUCCAGAGACACUUGCCGUCAAGGCCAAGUCAUCGUCGAGGUCGCAACGGAACCGACGGCGGCGACGCUGA